UGGCACUGCCCACACACUACCAGUGGGGAGACUGCUAACACUCACUACCAGUCAGAAGACAGCCUACACACUACCAGUAGGAAGACUGCUAACACUCACUACCAGUAGGAAGACUUCCACUACCAGUAGGAAGACUGCGUACAUACUACCAGUAGGAAGACUGCCUACACACUACCAGUAGGAAGACUGCGUACAUACUACCAGUAGGAAGACUGCCUACACACUACCAGUAGGAAGACGGCGUACAUACUACCAGUGGGAGACUGCGUACAUACUACCAGUAGGAAGACUGCCUACACACUACCAGUAGGAAGACUGCGUACAUACUACCAGUAGGAAGACUGCGUACAUACUACCAGUGGGGAGACUGCCUACACACUACCAGUAGGAAGACUGCGUACAUACUACCAGUGGGGAGACCUAGAAAAGGAGAUGGAUAUCACAGAUUCACCUGUGAAGGGAGGUAUCUCUAUAGUUCACACAGAGGAGGAUGGGAAACACCACUAUGAAGUGGAGAAGAUCCUCAAGUUCAAGAAAGGAGGACAAGGAGGAGGAGCCUUCGCCAGUGAAGGAGACAAGCUCCUGACGAUCAAUGGAGUGGACCUACAGGAUCUAUCCCCAGAGGCCUUCGCCAAGAUUCUGACGGAAGGAAACCCCAUGUUGACUGUCCACCAAGCCAGCAGGGCUCCUCCACCAGGGAGAUGCCCAGAGGAGGAGGCUGAGGCCAGGGCUCUCCACCCGGUCUCCAAGGAGAGCACCAUACUCAGCUUCAGCCUGGAGAUGAGACGAGAGGAUGACCUGGACGACCUGGAGAGUGACUCCUAUCGCCCCAUGGAAGACCUCACAGAAGAGGAUGUCAACAAAGCCGAUGAGGAGGUUGACGAUCUGUUCCUGGUUGCCAUGACGAACACCAGAAUCUCUGUGGUGAGGGGGCGUGGCUGUGGUGACGGGAGCUCUUGUCACAACUGUGGCAAGUCGGAUUGUAACUUCAACGAGGUUGUCAUGGUCGCAGAGUCCAGCAAAGUCACUAUGGUGUCACGAGGAAUGGGCAACUUGGAAAAAGUACAACAGUUUGACAACCUCUUUAUUGAAAACUAUUUAUGUCGCACGUACCUUCGGCGUAGACUCACACGUAAGAUGUGGAGUGUUCCUAGUUUGUCAGCAACUCCAGAGAAGAUCACCAUCUAUCACUACAAGUCUGACUGUGUGGAUGGAGAGUUUCGGGGGGUCCCUGUGGUGCUCAACUUCACCAGCACUAACUGUUUCCUCAAGUGUGUUAAGGACGGAGAGCGAGUCUCUCUCUGUGUUGGGACUUGUGACAAACACAGACUGAAAAGCAUCAGGAAGGAUGAUGAGGAGAUCCAGGCGUUUGUCUUCUACAUGAAGGCUGAAAUGAGCAAACAGCGCCGGUUUGAGUCCGCCUACUGCCAGGGCUGGUUCAUCCACACUUCUAACAAGACCAAAGUAGAUUUGGGGAAACCCCAGGGGAUGACGGGGGACCAGUCAUUCUUCUUUGUCAUCCAUAAAUGAUGAAGAGGGUUUGUUGUUUCUGCAUGUUAUGUUUCUCUAUGUAGUUUCUAUAGUGUAUUUUUAUACCACCAUUUUAUACCACCAUUUUAUACCAUGUCAUUUUGUAUUGAUCCCAUGAGUCCCUGGAAAACAAUGAUGAUUGCUGAGUGGGCUAUACUGGCUACCAUAAAUGUACUGUAGAUUCAUUGAUUGUAGAGUAACAGAGCCCAGCAAAAGAAUGGAUGUGUACUGAUAUUACAAUAUAUGUGUGUGUGUGUGUGUGUGUGUGUGUGUGUGUGUGUGUGUGUGUGUGUGUGUGUGUG
Molecule: messenger RNA, 1832 nt
Organism: Oncorhynchus tshawytscha (Chinook salmon)
Lineage: Eukaryota; Metazoa; Chordata; Actinopteri; Salmoniformes; Salmonidae
Exons: 8
Coding region: 433-1530 (365 amino acids)
Biological process (GO): positive regulation of gene expression; immune response; inflammatory response
Molecular function (GO): cytokine activity
Source: RefSeq, a predicted model, not a curated record